Messenger RNA from Anopheles bellator, 2216 nucleotides. It is a transcript of the gene tan, whose product is annotated as beta-alanyl-dopamine/carcinine hydrolase. Lineage: Eukaryota; Metazoa; Arthropoda; Insecta; Diptera; Culicidae. Bases 386 to 1549 code for a protein of 387 amino acids. The transcript has 7 exons. The record is from RefSeq and is a predicted model, not a curated record.
CUAGCUCACCAGUUACCGUUUGGAGACAGUCGCACACGGAAUAGCUAGCCAUAGCCUUUUUGAGUGGCCGUCCACCAGUGGUGUGUCGGAGCGGUACAGUAGUGAAACGAAAACGGCUGGAAGUAAAGUAAAGCUGCCUUAUCGUUGGAGUGUGGUGCUUAUCGGAGGUGACUCAGUCCGUGUUCUUGCUGCUUACCGUCAGCCUAGGCAGUGAAAAGAGAUCGGACACUGUCGUGAGCCUAGCCUCUAAUAGUGAAUCGCGUGUCGCCGUUUCCACGCAUCCCAGAAUCGUUUUUGCGCGCCUAUAUUUUUUUAAAUUUAUUUGCAACCUUUUUCAAAUAACGCCAGAAGCAGAACCACCUACCAGCAAUCAAUCAAACGAAACAUGUCGCAGCUCAUCAAAAAUAUUCCCCGUCGGCAAAGCAUUCCCAUACUGUACACCCGCGGGACGCACUACGAUGUGGGAUACGAUGUGGGUCGCACGUUUGCAUCGAUCAUAAAAAACUUUUUACACCUCUCAGAACCGCUAAACAACUCUUAUCUGACAUUGUAUAACACCGAAGAAGGACGAAAAGUUUACAACGCCACUCUAGAAAGCGUGAAGAAAUCAUUCCCGCAGUACAUCCGUGAAUUGGAGGGAACAGCAGACGGCGCCCAGGUGGAGUUUCACAAGCUCUUUCUGCUACAUUUAGAUGAAAUCUUGCCAGUAUCGGUCGACGGGAACAACAGCAUCAAUCAACCGAUCGGCUGCUCCACUAUCUGCGUCAACGAGCCUGGUUGUGAAAUUCUUGCCCAUACCGAGGAUGCACUGUCCGAGGUUCUGAACCAUUACUAUUUCGUGUCGGCGCAUAUAAUUUCUGACAGUCCCCAGGGUAAAUAUAAUACGAUAGAAGAGCGCUUCACCUCGCUCUGCUAUGCAGGCCAUCUACCCGGAUACACCAUGAACUACAACCACCAUGGGCUGGUUUUCUCUAUCAAUACGCUCAGUGCCAGAACGCUCAUUGGUGGUAAAACCCCACGCCAUUUCAUCACCAGAGCACUGCUGUCGGCCGAAAACUUCAUACAAGCACAACAAAUUUUGCGUGACAACGGCGUUGGGGCUGCCGAUGGAUGCUCGAUCAACAUGACGUUCUUAAAGCAAGAAGGCGAUCGUUUGUUCCAUAAUGCCGAAAUGGGUCCAGCGGAGAACGCUGAGCAGUCGCAAUUGAAUAUCUUCACCGCCAGCCCAGGUGAGUGCAUCAUUCACGCCAACAAGUACCUCCGACUGCCGGUACCGGAAGUGAAUGGGCUUAUUAUAGACUCGAGUGUCGAGCGGAUGAAAACGUUCGAAGGCUUCAAAGCGCCCAAAACCGUGCAUGACGUGAUAAAGAUGCUGGGCGACACCAGCGCCCAGGAACACACGGUAUUUCGCGAGAACGGCCCGAAAGACGUGAUCAAAACCGUGUGCGUCGGCAUUUUCGAUUGCAUCAAACGUACCUGGACGCUGUACUCGGAUAACCCGAAAUUCAACGCCCCACUCGUGAUGCUACCGAUUUCGCUCAAGAAUUAAACAGCGAUCAGCAUUGGCAUGUGUUUGAGACGUUGGACGCUCUAUAUCCAUUUUCUUCAAUGAGAAUUUCCGUGAAUCAAACAAGGUUAAGAUCAUUGUUCGCAAGCACCUCGUUUACCCCACAUUAUCGCCACUGUUCACUAGCAUUGCUUAUUGGAUCGAAAGUCAAUGUGAUAACCGAAUCUAGCUUAGCGACAGGCGUUCCUGUGAAGGCUAUACCAACUGCGAGCUUACUUUUGCUGGUAAUUGUAAUUCUUUUAAAACCUAUUUAAAGACGAAUAAAUGCACUGCUCAAUGAAAGCUAGGCUAAGCUGUUUUGCUGCUUCGCACGAAUUCAACGAAAAUCAAAAUAACAUUCUUGUUUAUGUAUAACACUGUAAUCACGAUCUUGCGCUCAUUUACAUGUUGUCAGCGUUUGUCACUACGUACCUCACUCUCUUCCACGAACAAGGUAAUCUACUUUAGAGCAUGAUGCAUACAUAAACCACCAGACUAGGUCAUGAAUAUCGAAAUAAAACGGUUCAAAGAUCGUGAAACGAUUUAUCUGUUUGUAUUUAUUUACAUUUAAUUGCUACUCACACCCGCAAAGCGGUGGGCGCUCUACCACCACAUUUUGCCGCUCGCUAACGACCGACCGAAAACGGAUACAACAGAUACUAAAUCGUCA